AUGGAGGCGUCUCGUGGACCUCCACGAGUCAAAAACAAGGCCGCCGCGCCGGUCCAGAUCUCCGCGGAGCAGUUGCUCCGAGAGGCUGUCGACCGGCAGGAGCCCGGCCUGCAGGCGCCGACGCAGCGCUUUGCGGACCUCGAAGAGCUGCACGAGUACCAGGGACGGAAAAGAAAAGAGUUUGAGGAAUAUGUGCGGCGUAAUCGCAUUAACAUGAACAACUGGAUGCGAUAUGCUGCCUGGGAAUUGGAACAGAAAGAAUUCCGCCGGGCGCGAUCGAUUUUCGAGCGUGCGCUGGACGUUGACUCGACAUCGGUCGUGCUGUGGAUCCGCUAUAUUGAAGCAGAGAUGAAAACCCGGAAUAUCAACCACGCGCGAAACCUCCUCGACCGCGCCGUGACCAUCCUACCCCGCGUGGACAAGCUCUGGUACAAGUAUGUGUACAUGGAAGAGACCCUCGGUAACAUUCCUGGUACUCGCCAAGUCUUCGAGCGUUGGGUUUCGUGGGAACCUGAUGAGGGCGCGUGGGGCGCAUACAUCAAGCUGGAGAAGCGGUACAACGAGUUCGAGAGAGCGCGCGCGAUCUUCCAGCGCUUCACCAUUGUCCACCCCGAACCGCGGAAUUGGAUCAAAUGGGCCCGUUUUGAGGAGGAGUUUGGCACGAGUGAUUUGGUCCGUGAAGUCUACGGCUUGGCGAUCGAAACGCUAGGAGAAGACUUUAUGGACGAAAAGCUGUUCUCGGCGUAUGCCAAGUUUGAGGCCAAGCUUAAAGAAUACGAGCGUGCACGGGCGAUCUACAAAUAUGCCUUGGAUCGACUCCCGCGAUCGAAGUCGAUGGCCCUGCACAAGGCGUACACCACAUUUGAAAAGCAGUUUGGCGACCGGGAAGGCGUGGAAGAUGUGAUCUUGUCCAAGCGCCGAGUGCAGUACGAAGAGCAGUUGAAAGAGAACCCGCGCAACUAUGACAUCUGGUUCGACUUUGCACGACUCGAGGAAACAGCCGGUGACCCGGAGAAGGUGCGGGACAUCUACGAAAGAGCGAUUGCACAAGUCCCUCCGUCGCAGGAGAAGAGGCACUGGCGUCGAUACAUUUACCUUUGGGUCUUCUAUGCUGUCUGGGAAGAGAUGGAAGCCAAGGAAGUGGAUCGCGCUCGGCAGAUCUACCAGGAAUGCCUGAAGUUGAUUCCGCACAAGAAAUUCACCUUUGCCAAGGUCUGGCUCAUGAAAGCCCAGUUUGAGAUCCGACAAAUGGAGCUGCAGGCGGCUCGGAAGACACUCGGCCAGGCGAUCGGAAUGUGCCCGAAGGACAAGCUCUUCCGGGGCUACAUUGAUCUUGAGCGCCAACUAUUCGAAUUCGUGCGGUGUCGAACGUUGUACGAGAAGCAGAUCGAAUGGAACUCCUCCAACAGCCAGUCCUGGAUGCAGUAUGCGGAGUUGGAACGCGGUCUGGAUGACGCGGAUCGGGCCCGGGGAAUCUACGAGCUUGGCAUCGAGCAACCGGCGCUGGACAUGCCGGAGCUGGUGUGGAAGGCAUACAUUGACUUUGAGGAGUACGAAGGCGAGUAUGAGCGCGUGCGGUACCUCUACGAGCGUCUUCUGCAGAAGACGGACCAUGUGAAGGUGUGGAUCAACUACGCCCGAUUCGAGAUCAAUGUCCCCGAGGACGAGGAAGAGGAGGAGGAAGAAGAGAAGCCAGUCAGCGAAGAUGCGAAGCGACGUGCACGGGCAGUCUUCGAGCGGGCCCACAAGGUGUUCAAGGACAAAGAUCUCAAGGAAGAGCGCGUGGAACUUCUCAAUGCCUGGCGCUCCUUCGAAAACACGCACGGUUCGAGCGAGGACAUCGAAAAGAUCGAAAAGCAGAUGCCCCGACGGGUCAAGAAGCGCCGCAAGCUGGAAGACGAUCGCUACGAGGAGUACAUGGACUAUGUGUUCCCCGCCGACGAUCAAUCGGCCGCCAAUCUGUCGCGGCUGCUCCAGAAGGCGCACCAGUGGAAGCAAGGCCAAUCGUAG
Molecule: messenger RNA, 2010 nt
Organism: Penicillium alfredii
Lineage: Eukaryota; Fungi; Ascomycota; Eurotiomycetes; Eurotiales; Aspergillaceae
Gene: clf1
Product: putative cell cycle control protein (Cwf4)
Exons: 2
Coding region: 1-2010 (669 amino acids)
Biological process (GO): spliceosomal complex assembly; mRNA splicing, via spliceosome
Cellular component (GO): precatalytic spliceosome; post-mRNA release spliceosomal complex; U2-type catalytic step 2 spliceosome
Molecular function (GO): protein binding
Source: RefSeq, a predicted model, not a curated record